GCUUUUGCGCACCAGUGUGUGGAAACUGGAGACGGAUAGCACACCACCGUUAAGAAGUUUCUCUCUCUUCCUUGAAUAUUCAGAUGACGCGCAUCACUCGGAUCUCUCUUCUUCUUCUUCCUCCUUGUUCUCUUUUCUGACCCAAAUAUCCAUCUCUCAUCUUCUCUCUAUCGGCAUCGAGAGCUUCUCUCACUCCCCAUUCUAAGCUCUCGAUCCGAACCACCGCCAUUACCACCAAAGCCAAAAACAAGAGAUCGAGGAGCGUCGUCGAUCAAAUGCUCAUCAUGUUUCGCUGACGCACGCCACCGCGAUUCUGGGAUUGGUCAUCGAUCUCUAAAAAAAAAUGGAGAACAUCGCGGCGCAGCUUAAGCGAGGCAUUUCCCGGCAGUUCUCGACCGGCUCGCUCCGGCGUAACCUCAGCCGGCAGUUCAGCCGGCAAUCCUCGCUCGACCCCAGGCGGAACAACCUCCGCUUCAGCUUCGGCCGCCAGUCCUCGCUCGACCCGAUUCGGCGCAGCCCCAGCGAAGACGACUCCGAGCUGUCCGUGCCGGAGAAUCUCGACUCCACCAUGCACUUGCUCUUCCUGGCCUGCCGAGGCGACGUCCAUGGCGUCGAAGACCUUCUCAAUCAAGGCAUUGACGUCAACAGCAUCGACUUGGAUGGCCGCACCGCGCUGCACAUCGCCGCCUGCGAGGGUCACAUCGACGUUUGCAGGCUCUUGCUCAGCCGCAAGGCCAACAUCGAUGCUCGCGAUCGCUGGGGCAGUACGGCAGCUGCCGAUGCCAAGUAUUAUGGGAAUACGGAUGUGUACAACAUUUUGAAAGCACGGGGAGCCAAAGUUCCGAAAACCAGGAAGACCCCGAUGACUGUUGCAAAUCCUCGAGAAGUUCCGGAGUAUGAGCUCAACCCAUUAGAGCUUCAAGUUCGAAAGAGUGAUGGCAUCACCAAGGGAACGUAUCAAGUGGCUAAAUGGAACGGUACAAAGGUUUCUGUAAAGAUAGUAGACAAGGAAAGCUAUUCAGACCCUGAAUGCAUAAAUGCUUUCAACAAUGAAUUGACGUUGCUAGAGAAGGUUCGGCAUCCAAACGUCGUUCAGUUCGUUGGUGCUGUUACCCAGAAUAUACCCAUGAUGAUUGUUGUAGAAUAUCAUGCGAAAGGUGACUUAGGAAGCUAUAUUCAAAAGAAAGGACGAUUAUCUCCAUCAAAAGCACUGAGAUUUGCUCUUGACAUUGCAAGGGGCAUGAAUUAUCUUCACGAAUGUAAACCAGACCCAAUAAUCCACUGCGACUUAAAGCCAAAAAAUAUUUUGCUCGAUAAUGGAGGUCACUUGAAGAUAUCUGGAUUCGGGUUGAUAAGGUUGUCAUAUAUUUCUCCUGACAAAGCAAAACUGGCACAGCCUUGGGCACACAAUCAUUCAAGUCUCUAUGUGGCACCUGAGACUUACAAAGAUGAAAUUUUUGACAGAAGUGUGGAUGCAUAUUCUUUCGGACUCAUAUUAUAUGAGAUGAUUGAGGGUGUACAGCCAUUCCAUCCCAAGCCUAUUGAAGAGGCUGUCAAAAUGAUGUGUUUAGAAGGGAAAAGACCACCGAUGAGAACGAAGUCAAAAAGUUAUCCUGCUGUACUAAAAGAGUUGAUUGAGGAAUGUUGGCAUCCAGAGCCUCGUUGUAGGCCAACAUUCUCUGAGAUUAUUAUACGGUUGGAUAAGAUAGUUGCAAACUGCACAAAGCAGGGAUGGUGGAAAGAUACUUUUAAGCUUCCUUGGAAAUAACAAGAGGAGGCACUCAGUUCCAUCAGAAACAAAAAGAGAAAAGGAUUGGGGUAGACUCGGUGUUCUGGGGCUCCAUGCUGCAAUGCUAUUACUAAUCACUGGAGAGGGGCUUGAGUUGAUCAAUCGAGUCAGCAUAAAAGUUGAUUUAUCCCAUAUUUGAUGUUUGUGAAGGAGCUGGUACAGUUCCUUUCUAUGUAUCAUCAUGAUGUGUGAAGAAGCUUUCUUAUAGAUCCUUUGUUUACAUACAUAGAUAAUAAUGUACACGACAUAAUAUCACUGCAUCGGGAUCCGGCCCUAUAAACACCAUAUUUUGCAGUCAAAAAGAAUAAAUAUAACACGAUUAUGGAAGAGCUUUGUAAAUGGUGUUGAUGGAAUGAUGGGGCUGCACUGCUAUGUAUGGAGUAUCAAAAUUGUAGGAAGCUUCCGAAAAUGGGAAGUAGAACUCUUUUGGAUA
Rosa chinensis is the source of this 2222-nucleotide messenger RNA. RefSeq names its product integrin-linked protein kinase 1. NCBI's taxonomy places the organism in Eukaryota, Viridiplantae, Streptophyta, Magnoliopsida, Rosales, Rosaceae. The transcript is spliced from 12 exons. Gene Ontology annotation, molecular function: ATP binding; protein kinase activity; protein binding. Gene Ontology annotation, biological process: protein phosphorylation. Bases 344 to 1768 code for a protein of 474 amino acids. The record is from RefSeq and is a predicted model, not a curated record.